This is a messenger RNA of Trypanosoma brucei brucei TREU927, 1035 nucleotides long. RefSeq lists its product as hypothetical. The transcript has a single exon. Bases 1 to 1035 code for a protein of 344 amino acids. NCBI's taxonomy places the organism in Eukaryota, Euglenozoa, Kinetoplastea, Trypanosomatida, Trypanosomatidae. The record is from RefSeq and is a predicted model, not a curated record.
AUGGCACAAACCUCUUUCACACCCUUGUCCUUCUCGACUACGAGCAGCUGGGUAACAUUAGAUCCCAACGGGGUGUACAUCAGUGGUGGAAGUUAUAAUAAUUCAUCGCCGGUACAUACGGAGCGACGGCAGUUGUUACAACCUUUAAAUGAUGGUCCUUUUGCUUCAUGGCAUCAACAUCCUCCAUCAUCUCCCGGAUCAACUUAUGCUUCUGAUGAUUGUUAUAACUUAAAUACCGUGUGUUCGGAGUGGUCUGUAUUGUGUGUUGAGCAUUCCCCCACGUUGUCACAAGGAGGUAGCCGUUAUGAAACACCACGAGAAGGUACAAACCAAGUUCGCACAUUUCCAACAAGUUUAAGUAGCGAAACUCAACAAGAUAUUCUUUUUACCUCUACAGCAGGUUUAUGUGGCGACAUCACCGGCACCUCACGUGUGCCUUUGCGUAGCGGCGUAUUGCGAAGUACUGCACAUCCCUCAUUGAGACCCCAACUUUUUCCUUUUAGUUCAACAAACAAUUUUUCUCCGCUUUCUCAAAUUGUUGUUACAUCUGUUUUUGGUCGUUACUUAUCUCAACAAUUAUCAACGCUGCAUGUAAGGGAAUGCAUUGGUUCAGAAAGUGAUGUGGACACAUCCAUUCCCUCACGAGGUUCUUCACCUUUUGUCGCAUCACGUGGAAGCUGGGAUGAAGUGGAUUAUAAUAGUUGCUGUGAUGAAUAUUCUUAUGAAAGAGUGAGUGAAGGCACAUGUCAAUGCAGCAGUUCUACCGCCAGUCAAUCUUGCAGUGAAAAGGGGACUUUACCGGGUUCCGUUCUUACUGAAUUGUUUCUUUCUUUUGUUUUAAAAAAUGUUCUCUCAGGUACUAAUGGCCGCGACACGUACCGCCAUUCCUCGAAAAAAACAACUGGAUCCUCCCGCAAUGAUGCCACGGAAUCUAAUGAACAUCGGGGCUGGUCAAUGGUUAGCCGCUGGUUUGUAACAAAUGUGGAACCGCUGGUGGUUUGUACCGUUUACGGUAUUAUGGUAUUUGUGCUUUGA